CCUGUCUCCUACCUAUCCACUUCCCAAUCCUCCCGAGGAGUAAAACCCCCUGCUAUCCCCCUCCUCCAUCCUCCAUUGCCUUGCCGGCAGCUGAAUCCUCCCUGAAUUCUCUCAACAGAGACCUCUAAAUGGCGGAACAGAAGCAGGGGUUGGUGGUGGCGAAGCUGAUGCCUCAGCAGAACCCAGUCGAGCAGCUGCAGGCUCGGUUCAAGGAGCUCGAGGUCGGCUUCAAGACGUGGCUCUCGAAGCAGUCCCUGCCUGUGGAAGCCGCUGUGGUGACGGCUACGAGUGCUCUGCAGGGGGCUGCCAUCGGGGGCAUUAUGGGGACUAUCACCAAUGACUUGUCGCCUUCCUUCAGUCCCCCUCCUCAAGCCAACCUCAACCCUCAGGCCAUGGCGUCUCUCCAGCAAGCUCAGGCUCUCUCUGGAGGUCCCUUAGUACAAGCUCGGAAUUUUGCUGUCAUGACAGGUGUGAAUGCUGGGAUAGCCUGCGUCAUGAAAAGAUUGAGAGGCAAGGAGGAUGUUCAGUCUAGUAUGGUGGCCGCUUUUGGGUCUGGAGCAAUGUUUUCUUUGGUUAGUGGAUUAGGUGGCCCAAAUCAGGUGACCAAUGCUGUGACUUCAGGACUCUUCUUUGCACUUGUUCAAGGCGGACUUUUCAAGUUCGGGCAAAAGUUCUCUCAGCCACCAGUGGAAGAUACUCACUACUUGAGAACUAGAAGCAUGCUGACAAACCUUGGUCUUCAGAACUAUGAAAAGAAUUUCAAGAAAGGUCUCUUGACGGACAGCACUUUACCUUUGCUAACAGACAGUGCUCUGAGAGAUGUGAAAAUUCCUCCUGGACCGAGGCUCCUCAUCCUUGAUCAUAUCCAGAGGGAUCCUGGGCUCAAAGGGGCAAGGAAGAAAUAGUCGCCUGAGAUCCAUCUUUCUCUCAUUAGUACUGUCACCGAGAUUUCGCCAUAAUGAUGCAGCGGCAGCCUCUUGAACUCAUUCCUUGGAGUUUUAAGCGCUGCUUAGGGCCUCGUGUACUCAGUGAUUGGUGAAAUCGAGGUUCAAAAUGCCAUGCAAUAGUUGUCAUUGGACCAUGAAUGAGAAGAGUAGACUGCCCUAGCAAUUUUCUGAGAUUAUGCUUAGCUAUUAUUUUUGACAAUAUGAUCAUGCAAAAAAAUCGAUGUAUUGCUGAUCACGUUUUCUUCCUGGUAAUUACUGUUGAUUGGAAGUGAGAACUGUCAUCUGUUUGAUGCUACAUCUUACUUCCGGUACUUGAUCAA
Punica granatum (pomegranate) is the source of this 1267-nucleotide messenger RNA. Lineage: Eukaryota; Viridiplantae; Streptophyta; Magnoliopsida; Myrtales; Lythraceae. The record is from RefSeq and is a predicted model, not a curated record.